AUGAACUCCAUUCGCGAGGUCCAGAAGCUCAAUAAGCUCGAGCUGGAAAAUGCAGUACCUCCGGAAGCGUCAUGGCACGCAGACUACCGAGACACCGCGUAUAUCUACAUCGGCGGACUACCAUUUGACCUGUCAGAGGGCGACAUCGUAACAAUCUUCUCUCAGUACGGUGAACCAGUCAACAUCAAUCUAGUCCGCGACAAGGAAACGGGCAAAAGUCGGGGAUUCGCCUUCCUGAAAUAUGAAGACCAGCGCAGCACAGAUCUGGCCGUCGAUAACAUGGGCGGAGCAACCGUCAUGGGCCGCAUGCUACGAGUCGACCAUACACGAUACAAGAAACGCGACGACGAUGAGGAAGGCGACAAUGUCGCUAAACUCAUGGGCGAUGCGGCGAUCGAUGAGAACAAGAAAGAUGACGAGGAUCGGUCCAGUCGGCGGAAACGGAUAGGCCAUGGAGAUGAAAAGGAAGAACAGCGCCCAAUGCUCAAGGAGGAGAAGGAACUGCAGGAUCUCAUCCAAAACCAUGAUGAGGAAGACCCGAUGAAAGAAUUCCUUAUUAAGGAAAAGAAGGAAGAAGUUGCGCUCGCCAUUGAAAGGUAUCAGAGCGAGAAGAAAAGGUCUUCUCGACGUCGCGAUGACAGCAGGGAGCGUUCAAGCAGACAUUCCCGUCGCCAUCGCUCUCGUACCCCCGAGCGGCACCGGCGCCAUCGUUCGUCAGACCGAGAUCGCGAGAGAAGGCCGCGCCGCCGGUCUACGGAAAGGGACGACAAGGACAAGUCGAGACGAGAGAGGGAUCGCACCCCAGGGAGAUCUCGCUCACCACCAUCUCGCAAACACCGCAGUGAUCGGGACAGAGACGACCGUCGCCGCUGA
Messenger RNA from Penicillium waksmanii, 873 nucleotides. Its product is annotated as IST3 family RNA-binding protein. The coding region runs from base 1 to 873 and encodes 290 amino acids. Gene Ontology annotation, molecular function: RNA binding. Gene Ontology annotation, cellular component: U2 snRNP; catalytic step 2 spliceosome; precatalytic spliceosome. Lineage: Eukaryota; Fungi; Ascomycota; Eurotiomycetes; Eurotiales; Aspergillaceae. The record is from RefSeq and is a predicted model, not a curated record. The transcript is spliced from 2 exons. Gene Ontology annotation, biological process: mRNA splicing, via spliceosome.